CAUUUUUAGUUGUCAAUUGGCUUUGGCAAAAGCAAAAUGUGUUCAUUGGUGUCGGCAAGCAGGAAUUUCUUUUCCACGUCUCGUGUGUCUGGGCAACAGCAAAUCCGUCAUUGACUCGCAUCAGAAAAUUGUAACAAUAAAUAAAAAAGUGCAGUCUAUUCUAUCGAUUUUACUUUCGUUUCGAAGAGCCCCUCUACCCCCACCAUCGUGCGUACAUGUACCUGUGUGAGUGUGUUUACGAGCGUAUUGGCUAGUUUGUGCGUGGAAAACAAUGAAAUGUAGAAUAAAAAAUAAAAUGCAAUCCGUUUAUUUACCCCUUCAAACUGUGCGAAUUGUUCGUCAGUGAAAGUGAAUUGACUUUUAUCGAAAACGAUUUUGAACGGUGCUCCGCUUUGAUUUGAGUUCCAGACUGGCCGAAAGUGCGGCAAUACUCUACGCGAGGACUGUGCUUGUGUUCGUGUAACGGUUAACCUUUAUAAAUGUAAGGUUAUGCGAAGGCCAACGGCUGUUCGAAAUCAAGUUCAACAACAAUGGCCUGCGAAAGUGAAUACGAGGAAAACGUCGACAAUCUCCGAAAGCUAUUCAAAGCAAAUAACAUAGUGUCCUUCAACAUACAACACAUCCAGUGCAGUGCCGGCAGUAGUUCCGGUGACAAUUAUAUGUCAGUUGUGAAACGCAUUCAAAUUCGAGGUCAUCAUAAUUGUGAUAAUUACAGAGAUUCAAACUUCAUGUCAGUCAUUAUAAAGCGGCAAAUACCAAGCUUAUCUCGACGCCAACUUUAUCGCUGCGAUGAAGCAUUCUGCAAUGAGAUCAUGGCUUAUAAUCAUGUGAUCCCACUGCUGGACCGAUACAUGUCCGAGAGCGUAUUUCCAAAAUGUUUCUAUGCUGGUCACGAUGAUGUCGGGGAAAUAAUAGUUUUAGAGGAUUUAAAGGAAAUAGGAUACCGCAUGCAAAACCGACUUACCGGCUUGGAUUUGAAUUUUUGCGAAUUGGUCAUGAAGCAAUUGGCGAAAUUUCACGCGGCCUCGAUAGCAGCACAACGUUUAGACAAUGCAAUGUUUCGUGAUAAAUGUAAACAGGUUUGCGAGAUCGUAUAUUGUAAAGAAGCCGAGGAGUUCUACAAGAACAUAUUGGAGACCUCCAUACAAGAGUCAUUGAACAGUUUGCGAUCAUCGAAUGUGGACGGAUGUCUGACGGAGCCAAUUCGAUUAAUAGAAAAGCUGCAGUACAAGUUAUUUGCCAAGAUCCAAUGUUACAUCACAAAUCCACCGGACCACAUGAGCGUUAUGUGUCACGGAGAUUUGUGGAUGAACAAUAUUAUGUUUACAACGACGUCCUCUUCCAGAGAUUCAAGCAACAAAAGUAUAACUGACGACGCCGACUGUCAACAAAACGGAGCUAAGGCGGCAAAUCGUGUGCCGAGCGAUGUUAAAUUUUUCGAUCUUCAAGCUAUGCGAUUUGCCUCGCCGGUGUUCGACAUAUUACAUUUCAUCUAUACCAGUACGAAACGAGACUUGAGGGAUUUAUACACAACACAUUUGCUUGAAAUAUAUGCGUUGGCUUUAUCGUCGAAUCUCGAAGAACAGUUUACACACUCCAGCUCGGACCUCGAUUCACUCCGGGAUACCUAUUCACUGCCCAACAUUACCACUGAAUACUACAAGCAUGUGCUGUACGGUCUGGCCAUCUGCAUGUGGAUAUUGCCUGCUGUAACCUUCGACCCCAACAACAUCCCAAAUCUAGACGCCAUCAGUGAAAUGAAUAGAAGUGCCAAGGAAAUCAAGUGUACACAGAAAUUAACCCCAGAAUAUCAUUCCCGUCUGAGGGAUUUGGCUUUGGAAUUCUAUCAGAAUGGCUAUUUAAAUUUAUCUCAUAUUGAUGACCAAUAAUGGUUUAAUAAAAAAAUGAUUUUAUAAAACACGUUAUUUAAAUUGACAAUUCCUUUGAUUACAUGUCUUUUUAAAGCGGAAUCUUCGCGAAACCCCUAAUUAAGGCUCUCUUACAAAUAAUAAAUCCUAAAUAUUCCAAGAUUCGAUUCCAGCGUAUACGUCAAAUCGAGUUAGCAGUUGAAAUCCACCGAUUUAUUGUGCGUGGACGGCGUUUAUGACAUGAUUACAUGUUUCAUCGUGACAAUCUUCAGAUACUGGACCCGGCAUUAAAUUAAUACACACCACUGAGAUGUACACUGUUUUGUUAAUUUUCGUUAAAGUAACAUUCUAUUAAAAUCUACCAGAUGAUUACAACUUUUUGUCUGCCCAUUUUGUGUAUGUAUUUAUUGUUUUGAAAAAAAAAAAAAAAAAAAAACAAAAUAAUUUAAAAA
This is a messenger RNA of Musca domestica (house fly), 2320 nucleotides long. RefSeq lists its product as uncharacterized. The transcript has 3 exons. Lineage: Eukaryota; Metazoa; Arthropoda; Insecta; Diptera; Muscidae. The coding region runs from base 531 to 1889 and encodes 452 amino acids. The record is from RefSeq and is a predicted model, not a curated record.